CUCACUUGUGCGCAUGCUCCGGGCGUCCCGGAGGUUUCCUGCGCUGGUGUUCCCACGUGCGGCCUGAACCUGAGGGCAUAAUGUUAUGAGGAGAUGGGAGCCCUAGUGAUUCGCGGUAUCAGGAAUUUCAACCUAGAGAACCGAGCGGAACGGGAAAUCAGCAAGAUGAAGCCCUCUGUCGCUCCCAGACACCCCUCUACCAACAGCCUCCUGCGAGAGCAGAUUAGUCUCUAUCCAGAAGUUAAAGGAGAGAUUGCUCGUAAAGAUGACAAGCUGCUGUCGUUUCUAAAAGAUGUGUAUGUUGAUUCCAAAGAUCCUGUGUCUUCCUUGCAGGUAAAAGCUGCUGAAACAUGUCAAGAGCCACAGGAAUUCAGAUUGCCGAAAGACCAUCACUUUGAUAUGAUAAAUAUUAAGAGCAUUCCCAAAGGCAAAAUUUCCAUUACAGAAGCAUUGACACUUCUCAAUAAUCAUAAGCUUUUUCCAGAAACCUGGACUGCUGAGAAAAUAGUGCAAGAAUACCAGUUAGAACAGAAAGAUGUGAAUUCUCUUCUUAAAUAUUUUGUUACUUUUGAAGUCGAAAUCUUCCCUCCUGAAGACAAGAAAGCAAUACAAUCAAAAUGAAGAAAAUCACAAAAAUUUCCUGUGUGUACUCCUCAUCCCUCCUCCUGUAUAUUUUCUCAUUUUUUGCAUAUUAAAUUAUGUUAAUUACCAAA
This is a messenger RNA of Nomascus leucogenys (northern white-cheeked gibbon), 713 nucleotides long. It is a transcript of the gene NDUFAF4, whose product is annotated as NADH:ubiquinone oxidoreductase complex assembly factor 4. NCBI's taxonomy places the organism in Eukaryota, Metazoa, Chordata, Mammalia, Primates, Hylobatidae. The record is from RefSeq and is a predicted model, not a curated record. Gene Ontology annotation, cellular component: mitochondrion. Gene Ontology annotation, biological process: mitochondrial respiratory chain complex I assembly.